AUGACCGAGUUUACUAGCAUAUACAAGCAACGAUUGCCAGCAUCCCUGAUGCUUUCAGCGACUACUUCACAGCAUACAUCGACUCCGUCUGGACGGAAUGCACCACGAACACAGAAGCCGCAGCUGCCAACGUCGCAUGCACGGUCCAAGGCGAUCUGCUCGCUUGCGAGGGCGACAACAGCGAAAACACUAAGCCGACUGCUGGUAACAUCUUCGGCCGCAAAUCAGGGCCCUACCUCCGCCAUCGAGGCUGACGACAAUGACGUCCACCGUGCUAUCGGCUCUCGGCUGUGCGCAGCAUUCAACCGCACGACUCUGAUGAUGACGGGAGGCAACACGAAGCCCGGCCUCUCUUCCACCAGCUAG
Anthostomella pinea is the source of this 366-nucleotide messenger RNA. Lineage: Eukaryota; Fungi; Ascomycota; Sordariomycetes; Xylariales; Xylariaceae. The record is from the annotation of a GenBank genome assembly.